UUACCAUUGAAACACCCAAAACCAGCAUCGUCGGUGAUAAAUUGCAUUUAAGCUGUCCGGAAAAUGACUGAAAAUCAAUAAAAAUAAUUAAUUAAGAGAAAAAUAUCAAGUAAAAAGAGCAAGAUGAACACAAAGUUGUUGGUAACAUUGGCAUUUGCCGGCUGCAUUCGCUACUUUUUAAUUACAUCAAAGUUUGCGCAAGUGAUUCAGAACAGAAUUGAGGUUUCGACGCCACUAAACUCCUGGAAACGCAUCGAAGAAGGCGCUUUUCUGUACAAAAAUGGCGUAGAUCCGUAUAUCGGCGACGUUUAUCACGAGAACCCAUUGAUGUUGGUGGGAACGCACUUUCUAAUCGAGCAUUUAUCGAAAUUCAUUCCGGUUUUAUUCGUCGUACUGGACUUGAUCACUGGAGUUUUACUAUAUUUCAUGGCAAAAAGGACAUUCAAGGACCUGUUUACUCAAGAGCAAAAGAUCAAAUCAACCUUCGCAAAAGGCACGGAAGAGAUCCAGUUGAAAGAAAAUGAUGGAGAAACGAUUCCUUUUUAUACAUUCGUGGCAUAUCUCUUCAAUCCCUACUCGAUUUUAAGUUGUGUCGGUCAAACGACGACCGUUUGGAGCAAUUUCCUGCUUGCCGUUUUCUUUUUUUCAAUGACACGGAAAUGGACACUGCCAACAAUUGUCGCGUUAGCACUAGAAACCCAAAGAAACUUUUAUCCCGUUGUACUUAUUGUACCUGCGACGUUACUUUUGACCAAAGAUUCGAAGAAGCGAGUGUUGAAAGGAGCAUUUGUUGUUGCACUUUUCUGUUUAACGCUUGCAGGGAUGUAUUAUUCCGCAUUUAGCAUCACUGGCAACUUUAAAUUUGUCGAUUCAACCAUCGGAUUCAUAAUCUAUUAUCGCGACUUACAACCAAAUAUCGGGCUGUUCUGGUACUUUUUCACCGAGAUGUUUGAUCACUUCCGUACACUUUUCCUCUACACCUUCCAAAUUAACGCCACAAUUUUGUAUCUUUUGCCACUAACGUUCAAAUUACGAGACAAUCCAGUGUUGCUGUCAACUCUUCUGAUUGCCUUGAGUGCCAUUUUCCGCUCAUAUCCGUGCGUGGGCGAUCUUGCACUGUACAUGGCUCUCAUCCCGAUGUGGAAAACUGUAGCGAAAUUCAUGUCCCACAACUUCAUCGUAGGAGCGACAUUCCUCGUCACAUCCGUACUUGCUCCCGUUGUCUGGCACUUGUGGAUCUACUCGGCAUCAGCGAAUGCUAAUUUUUACUUUGGCGUCACUCUAGUAUUCGCUACUGCACAAAUUUUCCUGAUAACGGACCUCUUUUUCGCUAAUAUCAAGCGCAACUUUUGUCUUCAACACGGCAUGACCUUCGAGCUAGAUGGCAGCGAAGCGAAAAUGGCAUUAGAAUAGUAGAGUAUUUCAAUGAAUUGUUAAGCAAUUUACAAUAAAACGAGUUUUUA
This is a messenger RNA of Culicoides brevitarsis, 1463 nucleotides long. RefSeq names its product phosphatidylinositol glycan anchor biosynthesis class U protein (gene PIG-U). Gene Ontology annotation, biological process: attachment of GPI anchor to protein. The transcript has 4 exons. The record is from RefSeq and is a predicted model, not a curated record. Bases 124 to 1413 code for a protein of 429 amino acids. Gene Ontology annotation, cellular component: GPI-anchor transamidase complex; membrane. Lineage: Eukaryota; Metazoa; Arthropoda; Insecta; Diptera; Ceratopogonidae.